AUGAGCCCGACUCUCAACAAUAUCAUGUCUUCCCUGCAGAGAAGUGGAACAUUUAUCAAUUCUUUAAUUGCUGCUUCGACCAUUGGUGGGCAACAGCUUUGCUCUUCUUUCACAUUCAGAUGUCCCUGUCAGGCUGGAAAAAAUUUCUACUACGGUUCUGCUUUUCUAGUCAUUCCAGCCUUGAUCCUUCUGGUUGCCGGCUAUGCUCUGAGAAGCCAGAUGUGGACCAUGACCAGUGAAUACUGCUGCCGCUGUGGCCCUCCACAGAGGAGAAUCAGCCCCCUGGAGCGCAAGCUCGCUUGUCUUCGGUUCUUCAGCAUCACCAGGAGGGCACUCGUUGCCCCAUUAACAUGGCUGGCCGUAACCCUGCUGACAGGCACCUACUAUGAAUGUGCGGCAAGUGAAUUCGCAUCUGUGGACCAUUACCCAGUGUUUCACAACAUCAGCACCAGCAAAUGGAAAGAGGUCCUAGCUGGGUUUCCAUGUGGCAAAUCGGUUCCAUCCGACAUGAUCCUGGUAAGAGAUGAAGUAGGUCUUCUGCACAGAUACCAGUCACAAAUGCUGGGCUGGAUUGUGAUCACCUUGGCAGCCAUCGCUGCCCUGGUCUCCCGCUGCGUGGCGAGGUGCUGCUCUCCCCUCACCUCUCUGCAGCACUACUACUGGGCCAACCACCUCCACAACGAGAGGGAGCUCUUUGAACAAGCUGCCGAGCAGCACUCACGGCUCCUCAUCAUGCAGCGCAUAAAGAAACUCUUUGGCUUCAUUCCUGGAAAGGAAGAUGUCAGACACAUCCGUAUUCCUUCGUGUCAGGACUGGAGAGAUAUUUCAGCACCCAGUCUUCUCUGCAUGGGUGAGGACUUGCAAGGUCACUAUAGCUUCCUUAGAGGCAGGGUGGAUGAGACUAAUGAGGAAAGCAAAUUCGAAGGUAUUGAAUUAAAACCUUGCUUGUAGCACCUCUCACAGUUCAGGUUGCUUAACAGAUACUUUAUCUUUAUGAUGAUGGAGUUUCAAUGUAAUCUCUUCAUCUUUUUCUGUCUCUUCUGAUAUUUGUUUAAAUAAGUCCAUUCAAGAUGCCAUUUCCAAAAGCGGUUUAUCUGAUCAUUGUGCCAAUCUCUGUUUUUGAAAUUUCCUUGGUGGUCAGGUAAUGCCUAUAUUGGUUUAAUUAAAACAAUAUGGAUUUUGAAGUCAUAUCAGAAUGGGAACCUUGCUUCCGUUACUCAGUUAUCUGUGUGAAAACUAAUAUUUUUGAGCACCAUCUUGUUAUCUGCACAUAAUGGUUAUUUCAUAGAGCUGUUGUGAGGAUUAAAGGUGAUAAUAUAAGCAAAGUGCUCAGCACAGUGCCUUUCCUAAAAUACGUGCCAACACACAUUACUUUCUCCCUUUCUCUUUGUGUUCCAUGUCUCCCAUCACUAUUCCCCCGUCUCUAAUUCCUGGUUUUCUUUAUUUCUACCUCUUUAUAAUAUCCAGGAACUUUUCACUUGCUUCUGUCCCUUCUUUUGAUCCUAAAUAUCUGAGCUUUUGGGAACUAGAAUAAAAAGCCCUUUCUAAACUGGUAACAUGUAAGGGAGAAGCCCAUGCAAGGUCUUGAGUCAUUCUGCCAUAACCAGGGGAUGAUGCAUUAUUUUACCAUCAUUAGUAUCAUAAAUGUUAUUUGUAGCCCCUCCACCCUAGGAGCAUUUUUAUAGCCACAACAUAUAAAGUUCAUUCUAGAAAGCUUCCCUUCUGUGCUCUACUACAGAGACACUGUGCCUUUUCAUGAUCAAUUUGCACCCUUGCACUCAAAAUCCACUGGGGGAACUGAGACUGACAUCUGUAUUUGUAUACCCAUUACGUAAAACUCCAAAAGGGGAGACCUGCCUGACUCUUCUCUGUGACUUUACACCUCUAAUAUUUGACAGUUCUCUAAUUUAUCCUGAUUAUUUCUGAUAAUGUAGUGUCUUUUGUGCCUGAUGUCACAUUCACUUAAGCAACUGGUUCAUUGGCCAAAAUCAGCAAAAUGAGGGAUUUUGCUUAUUUUUUAAACCAAAACCAUGGCUGCUUACUGGGUAAUGGGCCAACUGCCAAUUGUCAUG
Messenger RNA from Callorhinus ursinus (northern fur seal), 2072 nucleotides. RefSeq names its product calcium homeostasis modulator family member 4 (gene CALHM4). Lineage: Eukaryota; Metazoa; Chordata; Mammalia; Carnivora; Otariidae. The record is from RefSeq and is a predicted model, not a curated record. Gene Ontology annotation, cellular component: plasma membrane. Gene Ontology annotation, molecular function: monoatomic cation channel activity.